This is a messenger RNA of Syzygium oleosum, 786 nucleotides long. RefSeq names its product probable calcium-binding protein CML13. Bases 82 to 525 code for a protein of 147 amino acids. The record is from RefSeq and is a predicted model, not a curated record. Gene Ontology annotation, molecular function: calcium ion binding. Gene Ontology annotation, cellular component: myosin II complex. NCBI's taxonomy places the organism in Eukaryota, Viridiplantae, Streptophyta, Magnoliopsida, Myrtales, Myrtaceae. The transcript has a single exon.
AUCAAUCUCUCUCUCUCUUCUUCUUCCUCCUCCGCCCGACCCCGAGAAGAGACGGCCAGGCCCCGAAUCGGAGUCGGAGAAAUGGGCAAGGACCUGACCGACGACCAAAUCUCGUCCAUGAAGGAGGCCUUCACCCUCUUCGACACCGACGGCGACGGCCGGAUCGCCCCCUCGGAGCUCGGGAUCCUCAUGCGCUCCCUCGGCGGCAACCCCACCCAGGCCCAGCUCAAGUCCAUCGUCGCCGGCGAGGGCCUCACCUCCCCCUUCGACUUCCCCCGCUUCCUCGACCUCAUGUCCCGCCACCUCCGCGCCGAGCCCUUCGACCGCCAGCUCCGCGACGCCUUCCGGGUCCUCGACAAGGAGUCCACCGGCUACGUCUCCGUCGCCGAUCUGCGCCACAUCCUCACCAGCAUCGGCGAGAAGCUCGAGCCCUCCGAGUUCGACGAGUGGAUCCGGGAGGUCGAGGUCGGCCCCGACGGGAGGAUCCGGUACGAGGAUUUCAUCGCCCGGAUGGUCGCCAAGUGAGGGCGGCGCGAGUGGGUAAAUUCCCCGAAUUCGUGAUGUUUGGGUCCUUUUUUGUGAACUCGUAUUUCUUCCCCCUUUUCCCCCGUUUCUUCUAUGCCAGGCGGUGGUUGUUCUCUUUGGGAUUUGAAGAUUGUGUUGGUUGUUGCUGUGCGAUGUUCGAUGUGGUAGAGUCGUUUGUCCCCUUCGUUUGUUUCCCUUUUUCGUCCUAAUUUGGCUACUCUGUUGUUAAUUUGUUCGAUUAAUGCAUAGUGGUUUAUCGUU